Scophthalmus maximus (turbot) is the source of this 2376-nucleotide messenger RNA. It is a transcript of the gene cldn8.1, whose product is annotated as claudin 8.1. Lineage: Eukaryota; Metazoa; Chordata; Actinopteri; Pleuronectiformes; Scophthalmidae. Bases 101 to 865 code for a protein of 254 amino acids. The record is from RefSeq and is a predicted model, not a curated record. Gene Ontology annotation, cellular component: bicellular tight junction; plasma membrane. The transcript has a single exon. Gene Ontology annotation, molecular function: structural molecule activity. Gene Ontology annotation, biological process: cell adhesion; bicellular tight junction assembly.
AAGCCACUCUGUAGAGGGGAUCUACCGCAUCCAACUAUAGUCACACUGUAUCCGCGCAUUCUCUGGACGUAUGAGCUUGGAGGAAUAAGAAAAGAACAGGAUGGCCAACUCGGCACUGGAGAUAGUGGGUCUUUUGUUGACCCUGAUUGGGCUGAUUGGGGCAGCAGCAAGCACUGGGAUGCCGAUGUGGCGAGUCACAGCUUUCAUUGAGGAGAACAUCAUUGUGUUUGAGACCCGCUACGAGGGUCUGUGGAUGAAUUGCUUCCGGCAGGCCAACAUCAGGAUGCAGUGUAAGGUGUACGACUCCCUCUUGGCCCUGCCCCCUGACCUUCAGGCGGCGCGGGGGCUCAUGUGCUGCGCUCUGGCACUGGGUGGCCUCGGUCUGCUCAUCAGUUUGUUGGGCAUGCAGUGCACAUCAUGUAUCCAAAACAACGAUCGAGCCAAGCGUCUGGUCCUCAUCAUUGCAGGAAGCAUGAUCAUAAUUGCUUGCAUUUGCGUCCUUAUCCCUGUGUCGUGGACCGGUCAUGUCAUCAUCAGGGAUUUCUACAACCCCUUGCUGAUCGACGCCCAGCGCAGAGAGCUUGGAGAGGCUCUGUACAUCGGCUGGGUAGCCGCCGCUUUCUUGUUCGUUGGAGGAUGCAUGUUUACUUGCUGCAAUCUGAUGUCCGAAGACAAAGGUUCAGAGAGGUAUGUGUACUCCAGAGACUCCAACUACAUGGCCUAUCCCCCACAGCCCCUCCAGCCUCAGCAGCUGGUGCUACUUCCCCAACAUCAGCCACAGCCAAUGCUGUCAAGACACCCAUCAACUAUCUACACCAACUACUCCAGAUACCCCUCUAUACGCAGUGGGGUGGCUUAUCUCUGAACACUGACUGACGUAUUGAUAAUCAGUUAUGGUCACUAUAGGCAAGGGAAUGUCCUGUCCUAUUUUGAUUGGCAGUGCAGCUGUCAAAAGAUGUAUUUUAGGUUUACCAAACCACAUUGUAAUGAAAAUAUUUACUGUGAAAGCAAAUCAAUCUUAUUCAUAUGGCUGUGUUUUAAAGCAACUCUUUUUAUAUUCUUUAUGUGGAGUACAUGAUAUUUUGUUAAACAGCACUAGUUACUUGGUAUCAACCAUUAACUUAAUUAAAACCAUGCCUAGUCAAGCCAGUAAUUUCUAUCAUGCUUUUUGUCUUAUCAAGUUUUACACAGAUAACCUUGAUUUUAUUAGUAUAUUAGUAUGAUCAUUUUGUAUGUAUACGUUGUAACAAUUCACACAACAUUUAACCACCAAAUAACACAGCACAUGUGCAUUUGUGUUUUCUGUUAAAUUGCAAUACGUUGUUUGUACAUAUGACUGAGUUGUGCAGUUGUGCAGAAUUUAAUACUUCAGACAUUUCAACCCAAUUUCCUUAAACUUUCAUUAUGAACUGACAAAACAAAACACCUACAUAUGUUUGAGAACCACAGACCUGUGUAUCACAGAUGAUCUUUCACAGACAUCAAUCACCCUCAGACAACUUCCUCAUAUAUUCCUUCUCAGUUGUAACUAGUUUAAGCAAGUAUGUGACAACAAUACACAAACCAAAAGGCAGGUCUUAUAAGCACCAACUUAUAUAUUGGAUAUUAUGGUGAGAGAUUAUGUGAGUAGUACACAGACAUUUUAGUCUUGAGUGUGUAUGUGUUUAUUGUACGCCUUUUUUUUUUUUGGUAUGAUGCCCUGGAGCCUGUGUUAACUGAUCGUACUGAGUAAACAUGAGAUGCAGGUUUAAGACUGCUUGUUAAAGGUGUGGACCAAACUCCUAACUCAGUCAGGGGAGCUUUGUUAUUUUGAAGAUGUCAGACAGACAACCUGACAGCAUGAUCAUGUGAUCAGAGUUUGCACGCCACUUUGAAUGGAGAUAGCACAUGGUUUUAGGACACAGCUUGUUAAGUUCAUUUCCUGGUUUACUUCAGCUCCAUAUGUUUGCGUAGUUCUUGAACUACCGGGUCACCUCAUUUCAAUUUCUGUGGGUUCAAUAGCAGUUAGAAAUUUAACUGUAGGCAAUUUUUUCUUUAGUGAUACUUAAAGUUAGACUAAAAUUAAGGGUCAGUUUGUCCAUGUAAUGCCUACUCAGCAGCCCUAGAGUUACGCAAAUAUAGAAUAUAUGUUAACUUGUAACAUGAAACGUUUACUUGUCAUUUAUAAUAAUACAUAUCAGGUCCUCAACAAUCAAGAACUGUAUUUGGACUGUUUGAUGAGCUCCCCCUCUGUUUCAUCAACUUGAAGGUCAUCUCUGCUCUCAUGUGGACAACAGAAGUACUGAAGAAGCUUUUGUGCAAUACAUUGUAUAUCUGCUUGCUUCUGAAUUGUUAUCUCAGACAGUAUAAUAUGAAAAAUAAAAACAUGGAAAGUGA